Messenger RNA from Zingiber officinale, 1285 nucleotides. RefSeq lists its product as uncharacterized. The transcript is spliced from 6 exons. Lineage: Eukaryota; Viridiplantae; Streptophyta; Magnoliopsida; Zingiberales; Zingiberaceae. The coding region runs from base 42 to 1028 and encodes 328 amino acids. Gene Ontology annotation, molecular function: protein binding. The record is from RefSeq and is a predicted model, not a curated record.
GAUGAAUAUAUUAAUCAAACGACAAAUACGAGGAUUUGUAUAUGGUUGUCUCCCUAUUUUCCAAUUUGCGCUUUCAGAAAUCAACAUUUUCGGAUACCACCAUUAUCCACCAUCCUUAUCGCCGACCAUCAACCAUCAUCCAAUCUCCGAUGAGCCUAAAGCUGCUCCCCCUUCACGCCACUCUCUUCAACUCCCAGACGCCGACGCCAAGGACUGCUGCCGUUUUGCCUGGAACAGGGAGAAGGUCAACUGCUAGGCUUCACAAGGCCAAGGCAACCUCAUCAUCAUUUCCUACCCCAGAUAGGGAUAAUCGGGAUAGGGGCAAUUGUGAUGGGGAUCGUAUCGAGGAGAAAGCAUCCUCUUCGUCCUCAGCUGACUCGUGGUUCCCGUCGAGGAGUCAGACGUAUGCCCUGCUAAAACAACAGUUGGCUGUCGCCGCCAAAUCCGAGGACUAUGAGGAAGCAGCUAGAAUCAGGGAUUCCUUGAAAUCAUUUGAGGAGGAAGAGCCGCUAUUGCACCUUCGAAAAAUGCUGAGGAAGGCUAUUCAGGAAGAGAGAUUUGAGGAUGCAGCAAAAUACAGGGACGAGUUAAAGAGUUUAUCUCCACACUCCCUCCUUACAUGUUCAAGUGACACAACAACUUUGGGUAUACGAGUACAAGUCAGGAGUCUGUAUAUUGAGAGCCGAAGCCAUCCAUCUAAAGGGCAAUUCUUUUUUGCCUAUAGAAUACGAAUUACCAAUAAUUCUCAGUACCCUGUUCAACUUCUAAGAAGGCAUUGGAUCAUUACUGAUGCUAACGGCCGAACUGAGAAUUUUUGGGGAGUUGGUGUAAUUGGUGAGCAACCUGUCAUACUUCCUCGAACUGGAUUUGAGUAUUCCUCUGCUUGUCCACUAAGCACCCCAACUGGGAGAAUGGAGGGUGAAUACGAAAUGAAGCACAUUGAUAAGUUGGGUUCGCCUACCUUCAAUGUUGUGAUAGCCGCAUUCUCCCUGUCCAUGAUGGGGGAUGACACUGAUGGGCCGUUGUAGUCUAGAACAUCAGUCUGGUCAUACUUUGUUCACUUAGCCACACAGUGAAAAAACAAAAAAAAAACUGCAAGAGAAGAUUUCUUGAAUUUGUAAGUGAUAAAAUUGGUUGGUUAUUGGUUUGUGCAUGCAAGUCAUGUUAGGAAGAAUUUGGUUCAAUUAUGUCCGAUUUGCAAUUUACAAGUACUAAAGGUCAACCACUCUCCUCCCCCAUGUGAAAAAGAAGAUUUGGAUUCUUAAAUUUUACAUAUAUUUAUGUG